Molecule: messenger RNA, 1731 nt
Organism: Eremomyces bilateralis CBS 781.70
Lineage: Eukaryota; Fungi; Ascomycota; Dothideomycetes; Eremomycetales; Eremomycetaceae
Product: arf GTPase-activating protein
Exons: 5
Coding region: 96-1559 (487 amino acids)
Biological process (GO): COPI coating of Golgi vesicle
Molecular function (GO): GTPase activator activity
Source: RefSeq, a predicted model, not a curated record
UAUCAUGAGCGCAAUUGUACUCGUGCCAUUGUUUAUCCUUUUCCAUUUAUUCCCAUUCCAGAGUUUCUUCUCAGUCGUCAAAGCUCUCUAGCACAAUGAGCGCCGCAACUAAGGCGCAGUCUCAGCGGAUCUUCGAGAAGCUACGCGCCAAACCGGCCAACAGGGUUUGCUUCGAUUGCGGCACCAAAAAUCCAACAUGGACUUCGGUUCCCCUCGCCAUUUACCUCUGUCUGGACUGCUCUGCGAAUCACCGGAAUCUCGGUGUGCACAUCUCCUUUGUGCGGUCGACCAAUCUUGAUAUAUGGCAGUGGGAUCAGCUGAGGCUGAUGAAAGUUGGUGGGAACGAAUCAGCCACGAGAUACUUCCAAACUCAUGGAGGCUCCGCCGCCCUUGCAAGCAAAGAUUCAAAGACGAAGUACACGUCGAAUACGGCGACGAAAUACAAAGAGGAACUCAAACGGAGAGCAGAGGCAGAUGAGAGACAAAACCCUGGCGAAGUCGAAAUCAAUGACGCUGUUAAUCCGAACUCCGGCACCAGCACUCCAGCCGGAGAACCCGACGACGACUUCUUCUCCUCCUGGGACAAACCCACCAUCAAACGGCCUAGCAACCCGCCUUCACGAACCGGUACCCCUGUUGGAACCAGCCGCACUGCCUCUCCAUAUCUCAACCCCAAUGCCAACGGAAACGGUGCCACUCGUCCCAAAUCACCCCUUGCAACUCCUGACUCCGCCACACAAUCUCCUCGCCCUCAACCCGUCACAUCCGCCGCGAUCCGGAAAUCUACCACCACAAGCGGCACGACGACACGAAAGAGCACGGUCCUCGGCGGGAAGAAGAAGCUCGGGGCCAAGAAAAUCGCCCCGAGCGAAGCUCUCGACUUCGAAGAAGCAGAGAAGAAAGCCAAGGAGGACGCCGAGCGGAUCGCAAAGCUCGGCUACGAUCCCGACGAGGAGACUCCCCCCAUCCCGUCCAGCGCGGCGACCGCAACCCCAUCAACUAUCCUUAGCCCCACACCCGUAAGCCCCACCCCGACCGGCGGCUUCGGCACCACCGCCAAGCCCCGCGACCGUGCCAGCAACGAUAUGGACCGCCUCGGCAUGGGCGUCACGCGCCUCGGCUUCGGACAAGUCGGCGCAGGCCCCUCCAGCGCCGCCGCCCCCAAGAAACCGGGCUUCGGCUUCGGCGCCGUCGCCAAGCCCAGCGCCACCACCGCGAACGACGAAACCUACGCACGCCAGAAAUUCGGCGUGCAAAAGGGCAUCUCGUCAGACGAGUUCUUCGGGCGCAACGCGUUCGAUCCGUCGGCGCAGGCGGAGGCGAAAGGGCGGCUGCAGGGGUUCGAGGGUGCGACGAGCAUCUCGUCGAACGCGUACUUCGGGCGGCCGGAAGAGGAUAUGGAGGAGGAUGGGGAGUAUGGUGACCUGGAGUCAGCAGCGAAGGAUUUCGUGCGGAAGUUCGGUAUGACGGCGGGGGAUGACUUGGAUAAUUUGACGGCGUUGGUGGGUGAGGGAGCGAAGCAGUUGCAAGGCGCGAUUAGGGACUAUCUGAAUGGUUAGGUAGGUCUGACGAUGCACAACUCGUCUUCAAUGAAUGGUCGAUGAAUAUCAUGAGACGGUCCAGUGGCUCAGCUAGCAGUAUGUUCAAUUGCUAUUCCCGGCGCGUUUCUUGCUCGGUUGGUGUCGGAUAGCAUUAGCAAUACCUAGGAAAAUGCGCAUAUUUUCAAAGCCA